GCGAUUGAAGAAAAUAUCAAAGGCUCUGAUGCAGAAUUAAUAGCCAAUGUACCUGAUAUCACUCCGGAUGAUGCUGAAAUUCUUAAACAAAUUUCCACACGCUCAUUCAAUGAUAAUAUGAUAUUGCAAUGA
This is a messenger RNA of Funneliformis mosseae, 132 nucleotides long. The record is from the annotation of a GenBank genome assembly. NCBI's taxonomy places the organism in Eukaryota, Fungi, Glomeromycota, Glomeromycetes, Glomerales, Glomeraceae.